AAGAUCGUUGAAAAUACAACCUCUUAUAUUUCCGACAGCAACAAAGCAAACCUGCCCACACGCUGAACACGUGAUCAAAUGCGGAAGUAGCUUCUAAACAACUUGACCUUAAAAGCAUGAGAUAGGCAUGCUUGAGAAAUAUUUGCUGUGGUAGUUUUUUUUUUUUUUUAUUUAUUUUUUGUAAUUUAUGAAAAGUAAAUUAACUUUUACUGAUGGAUCCUAAUCUAUUGCAGUGGAAAAGACAGGAACAGUCUUUCCUCCGUCGAUUACGGAUAUGGUUAAAUCUCCUGGAUCCAAGCCUGUUGCUGUCCUCUGAUGCUGAAAUACUGAAAGCUCACACUCUUCUUGGAAGUGGACAGAAACUAGAUGAAAAGGAUAAUGCAGCAGUGUUCCUCUCACUGUCUUCAGUUCACGCUGAUUCUGGUGCUGCUCUUCCACUUGUUUUCCGCCCUCCGGCAACAUUGCCAAUAUCAGGACCUUUGGUUGUUGCUACACUUUUACCCCAUAACAGUAUAAAAUCCGCUGUGUUUUGGCAGUUUUUGCUGCAGAGUUACAAUGCUGGGUUCAACCACGCAAACAGAAACUCUUCCGCUGAGCAGCUCCAGAGUAAGAAAAUGUCUUUGAAGCAGCUUCUACUGAUUGGGGGAACAGUCUCGUACACAACAUGUGCAGGGGCUCUUCCUCAGAUUUUCAUCAACAGACUCGCUAUAAGAAGUCCUCCACUCCUGACUUUCUUUAGGUCAAUAUUACCAAUCCCACUCUCAGCCGCUCUGGCCUUCUUCAAUGUGUCCACUGUCAGAAGUGAGGAGACGGAAACUGGGAUUCAAGUGUUCGAUUAUAAUGGGAAGCCUGUUGGGAUUUCUAAAGCAGCUGGAGAAAAGGCUGUGAGGGAAACUGCAUUGUCCAGAGCAAUGCUGUUUGGUACAGCAGCGGCUGUUCCUAAUCUGCUGGUCUUGCUCUUACAAAGAACAAGACUUUUCAAGAGAAACUCACUGCUGGUUGCACCUUUCCGACACAUCAGUAUUGCGCUUGUGUUCAGCUUGAUGAUUCCCGUCUCAUUCAGCUUCUUUCCACAACUGGGAACGAUAAAAAGGGAAAAUUUGGAGGAAGAGCUGCAGACCGAAGUGAUCGGCAGCCAUUUAUUUUACCACAGAGGACUCUGAGGAGCAGCUGUACGCAGUAUUUAGUUACUGCUAGAUUGGAAGAUGUUAAUGUUAUUCAAUACAUAAACUUUUCUCAUAGAAUUUGUUUAACUUAAAAACAAUUUAAUACAUUAAACAAAGCAUGAAGCUACUUUUUGAUAGUAAUUUUAUUCAACUGUUAUCAAGUAAAUUCAUAGAAAUAAUUAAUAUUACAUCAAUUCAUGAAAAUACAUUUAGUUUUCAAAGUUACAUGAGCAUUUUUAUGCAUUGCACUCUGUCUUACCUGAAAUACUGAGGCAACAAGACAUCUGUGUCACUGUUUUAUGUACAUCUUACACAAUAAUGAGAAAAAAUUAAAACCAUCCAGACAAAUGAUGCAAUAAAAUCAACAUGGAUAAAA
Molecule: messenger RNA, 1542 nt
Organism: Melanotaenia boesemani (Boeseman's rainbowfish)
Lineage: Eukaryota; Metazoa; Chordata; Actinopteri; Atheriniformes; Melanotaeniidae
Gene: sfxn4
Product: sideroflexin 4
Exons: 14
Coding region: 213-1163 (316 amino acids)
Biological process (GO): monoatomic ion transport; mitochondrial transmembrane transport
Cellular component (GO): mitochondrial inner membrane
Molecular function (GO): monoatomic ion transmembrane transporter activity
Source: RefSeq, a predicted model, not a curated record